Molecule: messenger RNA, 2283 nt
Organism: Mesocestoides corti
Lineage: Eukaryota; Metazoa; Platyhelminthes; Cestoda; Cyclophyllidea; Mesocestoididae
Source: the annotation of a GenBank genome assembly
AUGGCUUUGAAACGUGUUGUAAUUGAGACCUCCCUGCUGUGUCUGCUGCUGUAUCCAGUCUCACUGUAUUGUCAGACAGCGGUGCCAGCAACAACUCCAAAUGCCACUGCCGAGGAAUCAGGAGGUGUGAAGCUUGCCGCGUGGCACUUCGAAGAGUUUGAAAUCUACUUUGCCGUCAUGCUGAGUCUCCUGUGUGUCACUCUUUUCAAGAUGUACUACCCGAAAAUUCCGUUUGUUCCCGAGUACAUACCACAGUCCUUGCUCCUCAUUGUAUGUGGAGUCAUUUUCGGAGCAAUUUUUAAUGAGGUAUCUCACAAGGAACUCGACGAGACUCUGUGGAAGCUGACACCGGAGAUGUUUUUCCACUUCCUCUUGCCGCCGAUUGUCCUGGAAGCCGCCUACAGCCUCUACAACAGGACCUUCUUCGACUACCUUGGAAGCAUUCUCAUCUACGCCGUCAUCGGGACUGUGCUCAACUUCCUGAUCAUCGGUCCAAUGAUGUACGGGCUCCACAGGGCCGGCGCAAUGGGACCCAACAUGAUCCCCAUCAGUUUCAACUCCUACCUUCUCUUUGCAUCCCUCAUCGUGGCCGUGGAUCCAGUCGCGGUGUUGGCGAUUUUCCAGGACAUUGGUGUUGAACCGGGACUCUACUACAUGGUGUUCGGUGAGUCUCUCCUCAACGACGCUGUGACCGUCGUGCUUUAUCGAAUUAUGAGUGAAUUUGUGGGGGAUCCCAACGUAGACGGAGCCAAAGUUGGGCUCGGCAUCGGCUCCUUCUUUACCAUAUCUUUCGGGGGUCUGCUUGUCGGGGUGAUCAUCGGUGUGAUAACCAGCUUUUUCACUCGCUGGACCGGUCAUUUUGGGGCCUUCCUUAUUCUCCUGAUGUCGUACUUCUCCUACAUCAUGGGCGAGACCUUGGGAUGGUCUGGUAUCAUUUCCAUGAUCGGCUGUGGCCUCGUGCAGGCCGACUACGCCUUCCACAACAUCUCUGCCUCUUCGCUCACCACCGUUCGAACGAUGAUCAAGGAGAUCGCUGAAAUUGGCGAAUCCUUCAUCUUCUUCCUCAUCGGAGUGCAACUCUUUUCUGCGGAAAUUCAAUGGAACACUGGUUUCUGUUUGUGGGGUCUGGUGGCUUGUCUAGUUGCAAGAACAAUUGUUGUCUUUGCCUUGACCUUCAUCAUCAACUGGAUUAACUUGAACAGCCUACGCGUCACAUUGAGGCAGCAAGCCAUUUUAAUUUACGGAGGUCUGCGAGGAGCCGUUGCAUUCUCCCUGGGUCUCUUGGUCGACCACAAAGGUCUGGGAAUCGAUGGAAAGGACGUUCGGAAAAUCAUUGUUACGGCAACUCUCUUCAUCAUUUUCUUCACAGUCGGCCUCAUGGGGUUAACGAUGAAGCCGUUGGUUAAAUGGUUCCGUAUAAAGCUUGCUGUUAACGAAGAACUCUCAAUAUUCCGUGAUCUCAAUGGCAAUGUUAUCGAUCACAUCCUAGCUGGACUCGAGGCGAUAGUCGGUUCUAAUGGACGAAACCGCACAAGAGUAUUUUUCACGCGUAUAGACGACCGUUUCAUUCGCCACUGGCUGCAACGUAACCCGGAGACACAUGACGAGCGAAUCGUCAAGACCUACGAGACCAUAGCACUGAAGCUGCACUACGCCACAAUCAAGCCAGCAAAGUCAUCAACCUACCUCGCAGGCCUUCCGGAGAGCAUUCGACAGAAGCAUCUCGCAGGAAGUGGCGAAUCAGCGCUCCAUUUGCCGUCUCUAGUGGCAAAUUACUCAGAUCAACGUCUGUAUGACUACUUCUCCUCACAGAACGCCUUCGACUCGUCCACUUCGCUUGCAGCGCAGUCUUCGGCGUCAGUUGAAGAACAUGGCGAACGACGAGUGAAUUUUGAUCCAUCCACUAAACCCGACAGCGACGAAGUUGUUGUCAACCCGGAAUGGCGGCGCAGAACAAGUCUGAUCGAUAACGGGCGGCACGAAGAACCAUUCCAGAAUCAGUUCCUGGGUGUCAUGCGCUCGAAGGUCCGAGCGAUGCGCCAACUGAGACACAGGAGGCACAGACACCACGAAGAACUAGACCUAGAUGGCGACGAUGAAAAGCAAAGAGCAGAAGAGACCGCUGCCAACACAGCGAUCAAUAAGGAGGUCACUAAGCCUGGACGUGUCGACACAUCAUCCACUAAUCUGAGCAGUGUCAAUCAAGGACCCCUACCACCACGAGACUACCCCGCAUUCGGCUCAGCAGAGCAGCCCAAAUUCAGCAUUGGUGAUGACGAAUGA